CUUACCCCCUUCAACUUUUUUUUUUUUUUUCCUCCAAAUCGUAAAAAGAUGUAAAAUAUGCAUCUUCAGUUCAAACUACAUCGAAUUUUAUUGUUUUUCAUCCUUUUUCUAUUGCUAAGUCAUAUUGUCAUUGCUCAUAGUAACAAGUUCAAAAAACGAAAAGACAAAGAAUUUGACAAAGAUGAGGAUGAGGAUAAGGAUGAUGAGGAUGAGGACGAUGAUGAUGAUGAUGACGACGACAACGGCGAAGAGGAGAAUGAAAAGGAUGAGAUAAACCGAGAUAAUAUAGAGGAUGGUACAAGGACGAGGGCAGCAUUUUCUUUAGCCUCUUCUUCUCCAACUUAUACCUUUUUGAACUCUCAGCAUUCGUCUCUCCCUUUCUCUUCCUUUCCGAAUGGUAAUAACCAAAAUAAGGAAGGAGAGGAAGAAGCAGAGCAAGAAGCAGUGUAUGAGGAAGAGAUGGAGACGGAUCACACCACAACAGCAACACAGCAGCAACAAGACUUUUAUGAUACCAAAGAUCUAUUUAAAAGUCCUCCUCGUGUUACAGACAUCAACAAACAUAUUCAGGUCAAGCUUUAUUGCGAAGUGAACGAAGCCCUUUGUAAAAAUGUAGAACACUCACUCAUUUCUGCUGCAACGGCUCUUGCGGAAGUGAUCCGUCUCAAGAAAAAAAUCAUCUUUCAAACGUCAUAUUACAGUUUCUGUGAAAAAAUAUGUGCCAACUCGACUUAUGGAUGGGGUAUUCCUAGCUCUCAGUUCACCUUGAUCUCCUUGAAUGAAGCGGAUUCGAACUUUAUCUACCCACAAGCAUUAGCAAAGCAGUUGGCACAAUUUACAGAUAGCUCCAACUGGGCUGGAUACGAUGUCAUUAUCGAUAUCAAUCACGAUAUGUAUAUGAGCCACGUCAAUGCUGACAGCGUGGACUCUCAAAAUCACAGUCAUCAUGCCCAUGCAUCGACUCCUGCUCACGACAGCCAUAGUGUCAUUCCUGUAAAGGGUGGCUUUUGGUUCAACUCGACAUCAAGCUCUUCUGCCAAUAAUACGAGUCAUCGAACCAGCAACACGACACUGGCCAUAGAACCUUAUCAAGUCGAUUUAGAAUAUGUGAUUCUACACCAUAUGAUUCAUGGACUCGGUAUGAUCAGCUCCUGGGCACCUUAUUUCUCAGACAUCAACUCACCCUUUCAAAAGCUAUUACGAGGACUCGUCAAUGAAAACAACCUAAAAAUGAUGACGCCCAAUCCUUACUGGUAUAUAAAGCAAAACACCGGUCCAGCUUACGUGACAGGAUUUCAACCGAAUAUGAUUUUUGACAAAUUCCUUCACCUAUUUAUACCCGCUCAAAAUGAAACCACUCGAUUAUUCGAUUACGGUUUUGAUAUGCAGACCUUCUGUGUAGGGAAAAGGAAUCAACAACAACAGGUCAUUUCUUCUAAAAAAGGCGGUAGCUCUUCCUCUUCCAACUCAGGCAGUGGUAAUGGGAAUGGUGGUGCGGGUUCCGGUGCCGGUGGUGGCCAGAGUGGUAGCGGCAGUAGUCAUGAAAAUGGCGGUAGCGGCAGCAGCAGCAGCAGCAGCACCGGCAGUGGCAGCGGCAGUGGCAGCUCCCCCAUCAAAUAUCCAAAUGACAAUGAUGCCUUCAUUGUCAAUUUUGUAGACUCUUUCUUGACCAAUGCCACACAGUCUUCACGUGCAAAAAGCAUUUAUGAAUCCAUGCUACAGCCAAACACACUUUCUUUCAAAUUCAUGACUACCACGAAUGAAAGUACAUUCUUCACCAACACUUAUCUCAAUCAAACUUACCAUACGAUGCGACUCAUGACAGGCCCUAGCAUCUUCAACAGUAACCACGACGAGGAAUCCUAUUAUCGACCGGGUAUCGUCACCUCGCAUGUUGACGAUAUGUAUCGAGACACACCUGACUUUUUAAUGACACAUCAAUUUAUCAAGGGCAAAACACUGUUACAGAUCGUAGAAGACGUCUAUUCUAAUCUAGGACAACCAAUUAAAUAUAAUACGACACAGAUGGUGCAUGUCAAUGUUACUACCGUAAGUAAUGUCACUACUACUACCUUAUCCAAUCGGACAGCAACAACAACAACGGCCAAUACAACGACCCUUGUGAAACGAAGACCUCAAUUAGUCGAAGUAGUGUAUAAAUCGCCCAUCGGUCCAGGCAUCCUGAGGAUUCUGGAGACGAUGGGUUAUUCAACGAUUCUAACAGAUACCAAUUAUACAUCCACGGCUAUCAAGACAACCAAACCGGAUUCUGCAUGUGAUAAUCGAGGCGCUAAUAAGAACAGUGAUAAUAGUCACUCGGAUGGAGGCAGCAACAUUUCUUCUUUUCUAUCGUCAAGAUCUGGUGCAACUCUUACCUCGGACGGUAGUAGUCAUAGUAGUAGUAGUAGCCUCCUCUACCUCAUGCAGCUUCAACAGUGGGUGCUUUAUCAGUAUUUGAUCUAUUUAUUAGUUACAUUGUUACUCUUAUAAUAUGUCCAUGAGAAACUUACAUCUCCUCUUUCAACAUAACCCGAAAAAUGUUAUCUAUCCAAGCAAUUUAAACCUCAGGAAAAAUAGGGCUGUUUCUGACGGAUACUUUUUUCCAUGUACAUAUACAUCGUGAUCGCUGAUAGAAUGGUUAUCCAUUUCGUUCAAGAGAAAAUGGUUGUACUUGUUCAAUGUGCCUUUUUGACUGUUGUACAAUGAUUUUAUGAGUGUUUUUGCAUGAAUAAAAAAGGUGGAUGGGCACGGCAAGGAAACUCAAAGUGAAGGAAUUCAUCCAAUCAUGUGCCUGAGUUUUAGCCAAUCAGACUUUCAAAUGAGACCGCCCUCGCUCCUCAUAUUUUUUCUCCGUUUUUUUUUUUUUUUUUUUUU
Molecule: messenger RNA, 2874 nt
Organism: Mycotypha africana
Lineage: Eukaryota; Fungi; Mucoromycota; Mucoromycetes; Mucorales; Mycotyphaceae
Exons: 1
Coding region: 58-2490 (810 amino acids)
Source: RefSeq, a predicted model, not a curated record